AUGUCUUGGGCUGCAGCUGCGCGGCACCGAUACGAUUUCCACAUAAAGCAGUACCUCGAUGACAACCAAUCGUACGGGCUUGACAAAAUGAUUUGUCCAAUCCAAAUGCACCACGGCGCCAGCAUUCUCCUGUCCCUCAGCAUGCUCACCAUUCUACUACUGCUCAUGGCUACGUUGACCUUGGCGCCGGCUCCGAAAGCGUAUCCUCAUCCUACGGAGCGCUUCCAGCUGGAGCAGCGCCACGCUGCUCCACAACUCAGCCUUCCUGACCUCAGGAGUCUCCACCUCCACGAUCGCCAUCUUGUCUCCGCCGCAGCCACGAUCACGCUCUGUCCAGGUCGCGACACCGCCACGAGAUCGCCAACUGAUGCAACACAUCCAACCGCUCCACCGUGUUCCGGACAACAGCACGGAUACACCCGAAAGCAACGCCACCGUGCUGCAACCCCACAACUCCGUCUAAAGUGGCGCCGGAUAUAA
Molecule: messenger RNA, 480 nt
Organism: Phytophthora infestans T30-4
Lineage: Eukaryota; Oomycota; Peronosporomycetes; Peronosporales; Peronosporaceae
Exons: 5
Coding region: 1-480 (159 amino acids)
Source: RefSeq, a predicted model, not a curated record